This is a messenger RNA of Eruca vesicaria subsp. sativa (arugula), 2928 nucleotides long. The record is from the annotation of a GenBank genome assembly. Lineage: Eukaryota; Viridiplantae; Streptophyta; Magnoliopsida; Brassicales; Brassicaceae.
GGAAAUAAUAGAAUUAAUUGUGUUAGCUAACUAAUACGAAAUUAAGAUUCCUUCUUCCUUUUUAUAACCUUUUGAAGAAGCACUAUGAAGAGAGUUGUGUAAGAAUAGGAUCCCAUAUGAAAAAGUUGGCACAAAAGAAGAAAAAAAAAGUUGGCACAAAAGAUGUUUUCAUUUCUUCUAGUAGCCUAAUCCAACGAUCAACUUGUAAAUUCAUCUCAUGAUUCCAUGACGUGGGCUAUUCUGCACCCUCAAUCUCCAUUGACGACAUGGUGAAGAACAUUAAAGUGGAUGAUCAUCUUGCUAAGGUCUCUGCCUCCACCACUUCCAUGAAGAGCUGCCAAUCAGAGCCAUAUUAUGAAACCCUUGAGACAUAUCAAGGCCUGCCUUGUCCUUAUGGUGGCUACUAUGGAUUCUACUAUCCAAGUCUUGAUGGCUCAGUGGGAGAAGCAAAGGAUAAUGGAUACUAUAGUUAUGGAACAGAAGCUCAAUACCAAGUUAUGCAAGGUGGAAAUGGAUCUUUGAUCUACAUGAUGCCAGGGUUUCAAUCUUAUGAUGUUAGUCCUACUUAUAUGCCUAUAAGCCCGGUUGGUGUGUCGAGUCAAGCGCUUCACUCACCGUUGUAUGCAGCAGCUCAAGGGUAUUAUCAGAACCAAUAUUGUUAUGGAGAUGUUUCAUCGCCAACCUAUCUAUGGGAUCCUAUUGGAGACACGUAUGUGUAUGGUGUUGCUUCAAGUAACCAAUCUUUAAGUUAUAACCAUAGCAACUAUUACUCAAAGAACAAGACUUCUUUCACAAGUCACGGCAUGGGAGAUAGGCCUAAGAAGUCUGGAGGUUUGAAUGCGAGGAAGAAAGAUAAUGUUGAUAGUACUGAAGGAGAAUGUGAGUCCUGUGUAGGUUCUGUGAUGAUCAAAAGGGAUCAAUAUAACCUGCCUAGCUUUCAGACCAAGUAUGAAGAAGCAAUGUUCUUUGUGAUAAAAUCUUAUAGUGAAGACGACAUUCACAAGAGCAUCAAGUACAGUGUAUGGUCUAGUACUCUCAACGGGAACAAGAAGUUAGACAGUGCGUAUCAAGAAUCUCAAAAGAAGGUUUCAGAGAAAGGUGGAACGUGCCCUGUCUACCUUUUCUUCUCGGUGAAUGCAAGUGGCCAGUUUUGCGGUGUAGCUGAGAUGACUGGGAGAGUUGAUUAUGAGAAGAGCAUGGAGUUUUGGCAGCAAGAUAAGUGGACUGGCUAUUUUCCGGUUAAGUGGCACAUAAUCAAAGAUGUUCCAAAUCCGCAACUAAGGCAUGUUAUACUAGAGAACAAUGAGAAUAAGCCUGUGACAAAUAGCAGAGACACACAAGAGGUGAGGUUGCCACAAGGGAAUGAAGUGUUGAACAUCUUCAAGAACUAUGCAGCAAAAACAUCUAUAUUGGAUGAUUUCGAGUUUUAUGAAAACAGAGAGAAGGUUAUGGUUCAAAAGAGGCUAAGGUUUACUCCGGCUCAGAUAAAGAAGAAAGUAGAUGAAGACUUGGUUGCUGAGUUCCAAACAAUGGAGAUAUCAAAUACAGUCGAAGAGAAUCGAAACACAGACUUGACAGGGACUGUGAACUAACUAGAAGAUGCUGUUUGUAUUUUUUUUUCAAGUCACCAUAAACCGUCCGAUUGUUUCGGAUUGCUUUGAUUUUUAUAAGUGAUUGGUUUCUUGUUCUGUUAUUUUGUUGUAAUGUUGCAGUUUGUAACCAUUGGCAAUGAUAGAAUUUGGUUUUAUAGUGAAAAUCUAAAAAUCAUACGGACAAAACAAAGUAUAAAAGGAGUAGACAUGAAAUGAGUUCUCUACGAUCUCUUCAAUGAGCCUUGCCUGAGUAACUCUUGCAAGGCUUAAGAAAGAUGGAAAAUGAUGAAACAUAGAGGACAGAAGAGAUCAAGGCUGGCUCGGGGGUGGUCCACGUCCACCACGUUGUGUUCGGCCACCACGAGUAAUCAGUCGAUUAUUGCCUCCUCGAAUGUUUAAUAUUCGACCACGACCUCUAGGAGCGGGUGGUGAAGGAGCUCGGUUGGCUGGUGAAGGAGUUCGGGUUCCUCCUAGAGUAGCAGCAGCUACUCCGGCUUGUCUUAUUGCUGCUUUCUCCUUCGCUUUAUCAGCUAUGUUAAUUGUUCUACUUGGUGACGCUGCUCUUUUUGUUUCUUCAGUAGUUUCUGGAGGUUCGCUUGCACCUGCAGAUGCUGAGACAGUUUUAGCGACUGUGGGCUCUGCAACUUGAGAUUUGUUUCUCUUCGUUUCACCAGUUUCUGGAGUAGAGGAAGUCGGUGGAGUGGCAGAUCCAGAGGCAGUUGUAGCUAUUGUGGUCUCUGGCUUGAGAUCGGUUUCUGCUACUUGUUGAUUAUUACCAUCGUUGGGUUUAUCAGAGGCUUCUUCAGGAACUACAUCACCUCCUUCAUCGUUUUUAACAUCUUCUAGUGGUGGUUCAAUGGUUGUUUCAGCUUCUUCCAUUGUUGUCUCCAUCCUAAUAGGUGACUGCAUGGGUGUAGUAGUCUCUUCAAGAUCUUCCAGUGUAUCUAGAUCGAGUUCUCCUUCUUCUUUAUCAAACUCCGCGUCUGUCGGAAGAUCUUGAUUCUCUUGUUCGGUCUGAUCCUUCAACUCUUCUUCGGUAGGGAUAGUUUCUGUCUCAGUUGGAUUUUCUUCUACUGGUUCAUCGUCAGCUUUAUCCUGCCCUUCUUCAGCUUCAGUUUCUUGUUGUGCUUCUUCCACAGUUUCCUCAUCUGCAGUCUCUGCUUCUGUUUCUUCAUUGUCAUCCUCGGCGGCAGUAGUAGCAUCCAUUGCUUCAUCCAUCUCUGGCUCUUUGGAGAGGUUUUCACCUUCAGCAGUAUCAGGUUGUGACUCGGAUCCUUUUGGCUUCUUGGACGCAGGUGGUGCAAUCUCGGAACUGGUUUCUCCUUGAGUCCCUUGC